AUGCGUUUCUUGAGUACCUUUGCCCUCCUCUGUGCAGCGGCUGUGACUCAUGCCAGCUGGGACAUUUCGGAGUAUCACCAAAACAAUUGCAAGGGUGAAGCUCAGGCCGCUGCUGGCAAUGACGUGGCACAGGGCUGUACCUCAAUGGUUGAUGAUAUUAGAGGAGGUGUUCACUCUGUCCGAGCACCUGGCAACGGUUGGAGAAUUACAGUCUAUGAGAACGGAGACUGCUCCGGCCAGCACACAAGUGGAACAAACAAGGUCUGCCUGACUGCCGAUCAGACCUACGGUUCAAUUGACCCAGCCGACACCUUGUGGAGGGCUUAUAAGAUCACAAAGGCUUAA
Aspergillus thermomutatus is the source of this 345-nucleotide messenger RNA. RefSeq lists its product as uncharacterized. The transcript is spliced from 2 exons. Bases 1 to 345 code for a protein of 114 amino acids. Lineage: Eukaryota; Fungi; Ascomycota; Eurotiomycetes; Eurotiales; Aspergillaceae. The record is from RefSeq and is a predicted model, not a curated record.